Zootermopsis nevadensis is the source of this 5091-nucleotide messenger RNA. RefSeq names its product ribitol 5-phosphate transferase FKRP. The record is from RefSeq and is a predicted model, not a curated record. Gene Ontology annotation, biological process: protein O-linked glycosylation via mannose. NCBI's taxonomy places the organism in Eukaryota, Metazoa, Arthropoda, Insecta, Blattodea, Termopsidae. Gene Ontology annotation, cellular component: Golgi apparatus.
UGUGACAAUUGUUAUUUUCAGUGGAGCGAAGGAGGGAUUUGCAGACGAUGAUAUGUAGGCGGUCUUCUCCGUUUAAUUCGUGUUUUACUAAGUAAUUGUUUUGAAAACUGGAUUCAGUUGAAUAUUUUAGGUUGUUUCUUCAUGGGAAGAUUGUAUGAUGGAUUACAGGGGGAAUAUAAAUGCUGUUGCUGCAUCAUCAAGUUUCUACGUUUCAAUCCUCUUUCCUAUAAAAGGGCGGAACAAAUGAGGACAUAUGACUACUACUUUCAAACUAAUAUCAAAUGACUGCAGUUGCUGUUGACAUCGUUGACAAGUGAAUUACUAUGCGAUUUCGAAUUGCAAAGUUAAUCACAUUUAUUGUGGUUGUGCUCAAUGUAUUUGUUUUAUAUUGCAUUUGGAGCUUAUUUUCUAGAAAUGAUGUUCAAGUCAUACAACUAAAUAAACCAUGGAUUAGUACACCCUCUCCACAGACUGUGAAUUACGUAGAAAAUUCUUUAACAAUAAUAAUUAGAAAGUUUGAGUCCUUUGAGAAUGAUAUAACAAAGACUGUAGGAUCUGUAUUGUCUAUAUUGCCAAAUAUAACCAUCUUAAUAGUGAGUGAUGGUCUGCCUUAUCCUCCACUAGGAAUAUUGAACAAUAUAAAAAAUGUUAAAGUUAUAAAUCUACAGUUUCAACUUGGACAUUCUAAUGAAGAAAGGAAUCCAUUAUACUAUGUUAGUACAGAGUAUGUUUUGUUUAUUCCUGAUUCAACUAGAAUUCUGUCUGAACAUUCCUUGCAUAGCAUGAUUUUUGAAUUGAAGAAACACUCCAAUAACAUCAUAGCAGCUCCGUUCUCAGGCACAAAGACGGUUAAUUGUUUGAAUAUACAUAUGAAUAUUAGGGAAUGGAUCAUACAGUAUGACAUAGCAGAUGGUGAUUUAUGUGAUGCUGUGAGAGGAAAGCAUGCUAUUUUAAUAGAAAGUGUUACUCUAAAGAAACUGCCAGAAGCAUUAAUGCAUCCUUUUCCAGAUGCAUUAUAUAUCCAAACAGCAGCAACAGGUAUUAAAGUGCAGUUACUGCAGAAUACUUUGUUUACUGAUGGCAGUUCAUUGUUCAAAAGCCAUCAUGCACAAUGGAAGGUUCAACAACUUGAACAUGCUCAACAGCAACAAAUGUUUCAAAACAUGGGACUGAAGAAAGUGGUAAGGGAAACAGGAACUGUCGAGUGGUAUGGUUGCAACAGGGAUUUGCCUCGCUGUUUUGGCACCGUCGUGGAUGACAUGCCUCAGUAUCUGUGGGAAGGGAGGUGGACACCUCCCUGUUGCUUGGCCGGAUUACGCCAAACUGCUCGGCACGUAUUUGCCCGUCUGGACGAGGCUGGCGUACGUUACUGGCUGGAAGGUGGCAGUCUUCUUGGUGCCAUGCGGGCUGCAGAUAUUCUACCAUGGGACUAUGAUGUAGACAUUGGUAUGUUUCGUGAAGAUAUAGGUCGCUGUCCAUGGUUGGUACGUGCCCACACUCAAUCUGUUGUUGAUAAUGACGGUUUUGUUUGGGAGAAAGCUUCAGAAGGUGAUUUCUUCCGUGUUCAGUUUAGUCGUGUCAAUCACUUGCACGUAGAUAUAUUUCCAUUUUACCAGCGCAACAAUACAAUGACAAAGGACACCUGGUUUCCCACCCAUAAGCAAGACAGAGAAUUCCCUGAUCAUUUCCUACAUCCAAUAGCAAGCAUUGACUUCAUAGGACAAAAAGUACCUGCGCCAAAUAACAUACGGGAUUUUCUUGAAUUUAAAUUUGGAAAAGGAGUUAUUGAAUAUCCUCAAUAUCCAGAUCCAAAAAAAAUUAAGUUUUCUGUGGGGGAAGAUGUGGUUAUCCAAACAAUAAACUGAUCAGCAACACUGUAAGACAUGUAUCAGUUUAAAAACAAGUUCUCUCUAGUUCAAAUGUGUUUCACACAGAGAAGUAUAUUUUGUUUUGUUAUUAAAUAUGGCAGACACAAAAGUAUGAAUGUCAAGAUAACGCUAUAAAAGUCUUUGUUUCAUGAACAAGGCUGGAGAAAAUUUCAGUUAUUGAGCUGUGUGAGGCUAGUUUGUUUUAUUGUGAUGAUACCGUUAUGCAAGGUCAAAUAUAAAUUUGUGAUACUUCAGCAUUAUAGCCAGUUCAUAAGGCAGAUUUAUUAACUUUUCUUGGAUGCAAGAUUUUUUUCUUGAAAUACAUCGAGUAACUCGCUUUAUGUCGGUGAGAGCUUAGGUUCCCAUGGCAAGAAAGGUUGUAGCACCUGACAGUCUGGUAGAUAUUGAUUGAUGUUUCAGAGGAGCUUACAGCCUGAACAAAUGAAGUUCUAAUGCUGAUUCUUUUGUGAAAACGAUUUAAAAUGAAAAUGUUCCUACAAAAAUGAAUAUGAUACAUACAUGCUCUUAUUUAACUUCAGUAUAAGUUACUUCUUAGUCUGCAAUUUACAUAUUCCUUUUCAUGAGACUCAGAAGUUACGAGAGUUUUGCAGAACAUAUUUUUGUCUUUGCCACACAGACUGCAUAACUCACAGGACUUUUUUAUGUACCUGGGAAGAAACUUCAAACUUUUUGUCCUUGAGGUUUGUACAAUAUCUUUCAAAUUAGUGCAUGUCCAUAAUAUUUCUGCGGAAUAUAAAACAAAACAAAUAUUUCUGUAGGUUUUAAAUUUAAAAUUUAUUAUUCUGUUACAUACUUUUGUCUGAUUUUAAUAUCUAUUUUGUUUCUUAUAUAAAAUUAUUACCAUCUAUUGUAUAAUAAUUACUGAGUAUAUUGAACAUAUGUGGCAUAAUUCUUCCAAAUGAUGUGCCAAAUCUGUCUACAGUACAUGUUAAAAACAGUGUAGUCCUUUUAACCUUGUUAUCACAAUAUUAAACAGUAAAUUCUUGGAUACCACAGAAUAUGUACUAGAUGAGUGUGUCUCAAUCGCCGUAUACACACUUGAGCAUGUGUUUCUUACAUAAAGAAAUAUUACAAAAUAUUAUGUUAUUCCAAUGUUAUUAAACUCAAAUAACCUGCAGGAUACUUUUUCUCAUAUCUUCUGGCAAAAAUAUGUAUUUCUUGCCAGUUGUGAGGUGUUCUUGUAAUCUUUGCAUAUCCCAUCCAUUUCCCAUGUCUAACUGAAACAACUGUACUGUGCUGCCCUCACUUCCAUGACAGUGUGGCGGCUUGUAGACACACCAUUCCUGACUUACACUGGAAAGUCCAUGUACAGAAUAUACAGUGAAUUUUUUUUGUACAAAACAUGUCAGUAUUUUGAGGUUAUGUCUGACAAUUUUAACAACCUGGUAAAUUAAUAUUAUCAUUAGGUUUCAUACAGUAAGUAUGAUACAGCACAGACUUAAAACUAAAGUUUUUGAUAACAUUCUUAAAAAGAAUUAUCACUUGGAACCUAUUUCAGUAGCUAAUAGAAGUGAAGUGACAAGAUUUUAGUAGUAUUUAGGUUUUCAUAGCAGUGUGAGCUUAUAUUACGGUCAUCUGUAUUGUUGCUCAAUGUAGCAACUUCAGGACUUUCCCCCUAAGUUUCCAUGGCUUGAGUCUAAUAAAUAGCUUCAGGGUUUAGUUGCAUCGAGUGUCAAAGGUUUAUCAUCAUUUCAGCAAACAGUGCAGUCUUCAGGUUGAAUGAAGAUGUCAGAAGCAGUAUCUGUUAAAAUGAUGGACCACAUUCUACUUAAUUUUUUUGUUGAACAAAUUUUAUGAGCAUUUUUCUUCUGUGAAGGGCUUUCUUGUAUUGUCUGACGCAGUAGCUAUGAAGCAUUAACCUGGUCACUCCUAUCUAGUGACAUUGUUAAGAAUGUACUUUACCUCUUGCAUCAUUUGCUUAUUUUUAAGUAUAUAAUGUAUAUUUAAUCCAUGUGUACUACUGUUUACAUAACGAGUCACAGUGUGAUGGUUGUUAUAAUUCCUAUUAGAAAGUACCUGUUGCUUGUUACACUUAUUGGAACACUCGACAUUCAUUUAAGAACGUGUAUUUUGUAUACGUGUUUAUGGAGCACAAAUAAAUUAAUUUUGUGGAAGCAUGUUAAUAUCCUUGCUAAGGUGUAGUUGAAAAUAUUAUAAAGUAAGAUUCAUUUCGGUAAUAGAAACUGUGCUAUUUUUAUUUUACAGCUUGCCAGUGACACACUUUGAUUAUAUUGUAGGAUUAAUCUUAUUUAUCUUGUUUUGUAAAAAUCAAAAGCAUGAUUUGCAUUGCCAUCAUGAUUUUAUUAUUACUGUCUAGCAUAUGAUAAUUACAUUUUUACAGCCAGUACAUACACUGUAUCAUUUGCGAUGGCUAUUAGGAUUUAGAAAUGAAUCGGUACAAUUUGUCUGCUGGCAUACAAAUAACAUUUUCUGGGUGUGCAUUUACUUAGCGCCAAGAGCUCUGGAAGUAGAAAAAAUAUCACUCAUUCGAGAACUGCCAUAAAAGUUACGUGGAUUUUUCAUACUGAUUAUAGAAAGAAUCAAGUUUAUUAAUAGCAGUACUUUUAAAAAGACCUUAUUCUAUUCUAACCUUUAGCAGACUGCUAAAUCGUUAACUCCAGAGUUAACGUCUGGCCAGCAGCCCAUAGUACAGAGGUUUAAAUCCCUAUUUCCACAUGAUAAACAUUUCACUUGUUUAUAAAUUAUGCCAAAAUUUCUUUUCUAAUAUCACAUUUAUGGGAUAAUGUAAAAAAAAAACUCAUUUUGUCAUUUCACCCUUUCUGUGAAUGCUCUUGACACCCAGAAUAUGCUAUGAUUUCUUCAUAACAACUUAUACAUAUUAUUCAAAUUCGUGUGUUUUUGUACAUCCUAAAGAGUUUAUAAUACAUUUAAACAUUUUUCAAGUGAAAUUGGUAAAUGUUUUUAAUCGUUAAAUGUAUUUGGGUAGUAAUGUAAAUAAGCUCAAGGAUGGCACAUUUUGAAAAACUUGAGUUAAUGUCCAUUUUAAACAAACGUAAAUACCUAGUAACAUGUGAUGAACAGUAAAAUGGUGGCUCAACAUGAAUGAUAGAACUUGACACUUAAUAAUAGUUCUAGAAUUAAGAAAAAACAUCUAGUUUCAUUGACUUUAAUUGUAUCAAAUAUUGGUGCCAAAUAUUAUAAUUAUAUAGUUUAUGUUUUAGAAUAAAGUCAAAGUAUUUUA